Molecule: messenger RNA, 2662 nt
Organism: Hyalella azteca
Lineage: Eukaryota; Metazoa; Arthropoda; Malacostraca; Amphipoda; Hyalellidae
Gene: svp
Product: nuclear receptor subfamily 2 group F member 1-A
Exons: 5
Coding region: 529-1761 (410 amino acids)
Biological process (GO): anatomical structure development; cell differentiation; regulation of transcription by RNA polymerase II
Molecular function (GO): zinc ion binding; nuclear receptor activity; RNA polymerase II cis-regulatory region sequence-specific DNA binding
Source: RefSeq, a predicted model, not a curated record
AUUUCAGUUUAUCGGUUCAUGGCAAAAUAACAAUAAAUUGUUUCAAUAUAGCUGGCAAGUAAUAUUCACGAUCGUGUGUGCAUCUUCCGUCAUCAUUGAUGUUAUUUAACAAAAAUGCUAAUUGCUCGUCUGUAGGCCUUGAUUGUGCAUUAAAUUAUUCGUAAAAAUCACGAACAGUAACGAACGCCUCCGAAAAUUCGAAACUUUUGAACUUAUUCAGAAACUGCCCUUUCAAAAAACAAUUAUUUUCUUCGACCAACUUGGAUUUGCCAUACCAACAGUUUCGGUUGAUUGUCAAUUGCAUAUUAACGCAAAUUAAUAUUUGCAUGACUGAAUUUCAAUUGUGAUAAGUAAAGUUGAAAACCAAAACUCAACAGGAAACAAUUACUCCUGAAAGAAUAAGUGGUGAAUUACUUACACUUGCGCUAAUAAUCGACAAGUGGUCGCAUAUUUUUAUUAUAGUUAGCGGUGCACAUCGCCAAAGUGGCUAGCGCGGUGCACGGCGGUGUAACUUCCUACCAGUGCAACAUGGCUCUGGUAGUACCCCAACAAGGGGGGACAACGUGGCGGGAUCCCCCCGUGACCAUGCCCCAAGGACCCACGGGCAUGGAAGAUGACAAAAGGGAUUUAGGAGUGUCACUUACUCCCCAACCAGCAGCUCCACAAACUCCCACUCCCAAUUCAACGGCGGGGAGUUCAUCCGCUCCCUCCCCGAGCAGCGAUGACAAGGCGGCUAUCAACAUGUCGUGCGUCGUGUGUGGUGAUAAGUCAUCGGGCAAACAUUAUGGACAGUUUACGUGUGAAGGAUGCAAGAGUUUCUUCAAGCGGUCAGUGCGACGCAACCUCCAGUAUUCCUGCCGCGGCAACAGAAACUGUCCCAUCGACCAGCACCACAGAAACCAAUGCCAGCAUUGCAGACUCAGAAAAUGCAUUAAAGUUGGCAUGAGGAGAGAAGCUGUACAGCGGGGGCGUGUGCCGCCGACUCAAGCAUUAGGAAUGCCAGGCCAGUUCAUCACAAACGGCGACAGUCUCAACGGUCACUCGUAUCUCUCAUCUUACAUAUCAAUGUUACUGAGGGCUGAACCUUAUCCCGCCGCUCCUUAUGGCAACAAUUUUAACUCAAACAAUAUGAUGGGGGUCGAACAUAUCUAUGAACUACCGUCAAGGUUGUUAUUUUCAGCAGUGGGCUGGGCCAAACAUAUUCCCUUUUUUCCUGAUUUACAAAUGACGGAUCAAGUUGCGUUGUUAAGACUUGUUUGGUCCGAACUAUUCGUAUUAAACACUUCGCAGUGUUCAGUGCCGUUACAAGUGGCGCCUUUCCUUGCCGAGGCCGCUUUAAAUUCGUCUCCUAUGGCAGCAGACCGAGUCGUUGCCUUUAUGGACCACGUCAGGAUAUUUCAAGAACAGGUCGAUAAACUAAAGGCUCUACAAGUGGACUCCGCAGAAUAUGCCUGCUUGAAAGCCAUCGUUUUAUUUACAUCAGAUGCAUGCGGCCUGAGCGACCUGGCGCACAUAGAGAGUGUACAAGAGAAGAGUCAGUGUGUGCUGGAGGAGUACUGCCGGAACCAAUACCCUAACCAGCCCACUCGCUUCGGCAAGCUCUUGCUUCGUCUGCCGUCACUUAGGACCGUGUCUUCGCAGGUCAUAGAGCAACUCUUCUUUUAUAAACUCGUCGGCAAGACGCCCAUCGAAACUCUCAUCAGAGACAUGCUGCUGUCCGGCUCUUCGUUUACGACGUACCCCUACAUGAACAACAUGUGACAGUCAGCCCUGGGAGCGUCCACGGUCGCCUCCACUUCCUCCCUCAGCGCCCCCAGCCACUGCAUCCAAGGAGGGGCGGCGCGCGCGCUGCCGCCCUCGCAUUCUUUUACCUUGCCUACCCUCGCCGCUGGCUUUAGGUGACGCGCUCGGUACUACCACAAAAAUCAUGAUGAUGCUUAUCAUUCCUCUAUAACCGACCAUCAUCAUCGCGAAGACAGUAAUCAUUAUCAUCACUCUUACGGAAUCCUACCGGCCCUGAUUGCUAGUGCAGUGUCCGCAGUUACGGCCAUCACGGCAGAGAGUCUAGCGAGCGUCCCGGCAAUGGCAGCCAGCAAAGAGCCUGUCGCCGGUGUGGCGAUAUCUUCGCCAGCGCGUCUCGUCUCAACGUCAACCCAAGCAUCUGCAUUUCCUAUGGACCAUCAAAGUUCUUCUCCGAUACCGUGUAUCUCAGCGACAAACUUGUACUCAGCUUCUGCUUUCGAGGAUUGUUCCGCUAAAUUGUUCCUAACGUCCAAUAAAGAAUCUAAAACCUGAUUAGUGAGUCCACAAUGUGCAGACAAAUGACUAGUGCGUAAAUAAAUAGUGUUACAGUGCUAGUUCAAAUUAACAGGUCCAUAAUGAGACAAUAAUUAUUUGUUAAAAUGAGUAGCGAGCUUCAGUGCACAAUUUUUCUGAAAGGAGGAUAAUAUAUCCCAGUAAUUCUCUAGAUAUUCCGUCCCGUUCCGGGCUCGCAAAUUUUCUGAAUACUGCAUAUCUAAGAUGUAAUUUGCAGCCCACGCCCGUGAAUACAUUUUGAACCCAUGAUUCAUGACAAUAAUGUUUACCUCUUUAAUGUUAAUGAAUGUUUACCGUUUCAUAGAAAAUAAUGCCGGUCUUGCAUAAAAUUUUCUUAUAAUUUAAC